Cercopithifilaria johnstoni is the source of this 921-nucleotide messenger RNA. Lineage: Eukaryota; Metazoa; Nematoda; Chromadorea; Rhabditida; Onchocercidae. The record is from the annotation of a GenBank genome assembly.
AUGAAUGGUGUAGUGAUACUCCAUGUAAUAACUUUGUGUUGUUCGUAUAUCAUUGCAAACAAUGAACUAAAUUACACAUCAAACGAUCCAUGGGAUCUGAACGCUCAUUGCCAGCCGUAUAUUGAGGAUUUCGCAGAAGCGAGUUCAAGAAUGAUACGAUGUGCAGCAGCAUAUUCUUCACCACCUAAAGUUUGCAUAUAUUGUACCGAAGAAUACAUUGCGUUCAAACAGAUCGAAUAUAAGUUACAUAAAUUGGAAAACAUAUUUUCACGUGACAAUGUAACUUGCAGUCGUGUAAUUUAUGAGAAUUACCUAAUUUCCUACGUGUCAGAGGUAUCGACGACAAUAACGAAAAACAUAUGGGAAAAUUCGCGCUGUUCUUCUUGUGUGAAUAUCGCUUGGCACCUCGAGACAAACAACACUGAAUAUGCCUACUAUAACGAUACUAUAAGGUUUGAAAAUAAACUGUAUGAUUGGAGGCAUUGUGUUUCCAAUUUGUCAUUUCUUGGAGCUAAUGAAACGAUUAUUUGUGAUAAAUGUUUGAGUUCAUUCAAUGAAUUAUUCCAAUUUUACUGGUAUAUAUACGUCACACCGAGUGUUAAUUUCUGUUUAGAUGUCGAAACUACGAUGAACGAUACAAUGAAUUUGUGGCAUAAUGUAUGGCAUUGUCCGGAUGACCGAGUUGAAGAAUUACGCGACUGGACUUUACUUGGAUAUAGCUUAGCUUUUCUAAUAAUCAUAACAGUAUUUUUCUAUGCUGGCAGUUAUAUUCAAAGUUCGGAAAUACAGAGGAAUCUUGUGCAGUAUUCACGACUAGAUGCGCCACGUGGUUUACGAUCACAUCUUCUGAGCUCAUCAACUUUGGAUAGAGUAUCUUCAUCAACUGCUGGGCGUGCUGAACAGAUCACCAAUUUGGAGUAG